AUGACGAAGGCGCUCCAUAAGAAUAACUACUUCAGUGGACAAUACAAAGAGUACAAUGUUGGAAUUGAAUUUGAAAGCCUCAUUGAAGACGAAUUAGCUCAGCAGUCCGAGCUGGCAACAGUAACUGACAGGGAGAGGGACCAUCUACUUAAUAAGAGAUAUAGUGAUCUGAUAAAGGACCAGAAGAAAAGAGAUGCAGAAAUUGAUGCAGAGCUGAAGAAACAAGAGGAAAACAUCCGGCUUGAAGAAGAGGCCUACAUGGCAGCUAAACAAGAAGCUGCAAGAGCAGCUAACCAAACAAGGGCCCUUGAUCAGCGGAGGAGUAAACCUGUAGCUAAUGGCGUCUCCAAAUCAUCAUGGUUGGGUGACAAUGAAAAUGAAUGGAAUGUGUUAUGGGAAAAGAUCCCAAAUGAAUCAUACAGUCUGAGAAAAACUGAGAAAAAGCAAAAAGCUGGGGAUGAUGAGGAUGAUUUUGAAACAUUCCUUGAGUCUGUGAAGGCACGGUCACAAUCAGUCCGAACAAAUGGUAUGGCACCUUACCCAUACAGCAGGACAGGGGAAGCCAGCCUACGUGAUUGUCCUGCUACUGGCCUUGUUAGCCAUCGAGGGACAUCAGGUGGAUCUGUUAGUAUGCCAGAAGCUUCCAGUGAGCAGUUGGAAUUGGAUUCAGACUUUGAACCUGAGUUUGUCAUGGCUGAAGCAUUGCAAGAACAAGUGUUGACCAGGGAACCAAGUCAGUUUACAGAAAAUACUGGAGAAAUAGUGCAAUUAACAAAUGAUUCUACUGCAAACAUUGCGCUGCAGUCUGAUCAGACCCAAGUUGUUGUUCAGAUGCAUGACAGGAAGCAUACAACUCCACAAAGCCCUACAAGCAAGGUUGAUAAGGGGUCAGAGGUCUCCAAUCAUUGGACACAGUCAGGGAUAGUGCAAUCUGCCAAAGUAUCAGCACCAACGCAGUCGCAUGAAAACAAAACAAGCCCUACACAGAUAUCGACAAAAACAGAUGAACCAUUGGCCACAGAGGUUGACCCUUUUGAUUUUGACAAAUUUCUUGAGGAACUGGAUCUUGAGGAAUAAGCAGCCGAGUUCAUAUGCAUUUCUGUACAAUUAUUUUAUGUCUAUGUACAAAUCAUACACAAAUUUUGAUGCUAAAAAGGGUACAUUGAAUGGAAAUUAGUUAAAAUCUAAUUUGAAAUAUCAUGUGAAAUGCACAAUCCUUACUAUAAUUCCAGGAAUCUCUGUCUGUCGUCUGUCGGUCUGUCUGUCUGUCUGUCUGUCUGUCUGUCUUUCUGUCUGUCUGUACGUCGAUUAUCUCCAGAACCGGGCACCGUAUGAAGUUGAAAGUCGGCGGGUGUAUUGCUCGGGACCACAGAAUGUGCAGUGUCAAGUUUGAAGUUGUUUGGAAGAGCGGUUCUCGAAAAAGCUGCAAAAAAGCAGUAUUUUCUGCGGGCAAACGUGCCAGCUAGCCUAAAACACCGCGCACUGAUGU
Molecule: messenger RNA, 1489 nt
Organism: Patiria miniata (bat star)
Lineage: Eukaryota; Metazoa; Echinodermata; Asteroidea; Valvatida; Asterinidae
Exons: 7
Coding region: 1-1077 (358 amino acids)
Biological process (GO): regulation of Arp2/3 complex-mediated actin nucleation; negative regulation of substrate adhesion-dependent cell spreading; negative regulation of cell motility
Molecular function (GO): AP-1 adaptor complex binding
Source: RefSeq, a predicted model, not a curated record